Lathyrus sativus (Indian pea) is the source of this 495-nucleotide messenger RNA. The record is from the annotation of a GenBank genome assembly. Lineage: Eukaryota; Viridiplantae; Streptophyta; Magnoliopsida; Fabales; Fabaceae.
AUGGAAAAACUACGUAAAAUCAAAACCACGUUUUUGAAGUUUAUGUCAAAACAACCAGUGUCCAUAUCUUUAGUAACAUUUCAGAAUCCGACUCUUAGUCCAUGUCGAUCGCCUAUGACACAUGUUGUCUCAUUAUUUCCUAAGGAAGCUAGAAGAAAGCAGAAACGAGGAAUUAGUUUUAGUCCAAAAGAACCUACUUCUCCUAAAGUCUCGUGCAUCGGUCAAGUUAACCGCAAGAAGAAGAAGAUGAAGGAGAAGGAAAAGAACUUGCGUAAAGAGAUUGUUUCAAACAAAAAGAAUGAUUCUGUUCGGGGAUCUGAAAAGAAAGUUGUGGUUUGGAUUUCUAAGGGAAGUUGCGAGGGAAGGAAACGUGGCGGGGAAGAAAAGGCAUCGGCUGUGGUUAGUAGUGUUCCUCCGUCGUUGGAUGCUAUGAAGAAAUUUACUAGUGGGAGAGGAUCUUUGUAUGAUUUUGAUGCAACACUAUCAGAAAGGUGA